AUGUUGCUCCACCAGGGACAAGGUGCACAUGGCCAGAAGAACACGUCACAUCUCCUACAGUCCAUACAGAACAGGCUGAUACCGGGAUGGAGCGUACACCUGGCCAACGACAAUAGACUGUUCUAUUGCAAUCACGUCACACAAACGGCGUCUUGGUUGCCGCCCGUAGAAGCGUGGCCCAAAGAUCCCGGUGCCAAGUCUUUGCCGUACGGCUGGGAACAGGCGCUCGACGGCGAUGGAAGACCUUAUUUUAUCAACCAUAUCACAAAAACCACCAGUUACGAAGAUCCCAGAAACGAUUUGGUGGAGGAGAGCCCAAAACCUAGAUUGGUUACUUUAAAAAGACAUUCCGAACUAGGAUUUGGAUUCGUAGCUGGCAGUGAAAAACCCGUUAUAGUUAGGUUCGUUACCGAGGGAGGACCUAGCGAUACUAAACUUUUACCCGGUGAUCAAAUUCUUCAGAUAAACGACGAAGAUGUUCAAAAUGGUCUUAGGGAUUACGUAAUACAACUGGUGAGGUCUUGUAACGAGACGAUCACUUUACUGGUGUGUCAGCCUCCGCUCGACAAUUCGGCCAGGAAGUCGGCUCUGUUGAGUUCGGCAAAAAAAGCCAAACUCAAAUCUAAUCCAUCUAGGGUGCGUUUUGCGGAAGGAGUUCUCGUAAACGGCUCUCCAUUAUGUCCGGUGUCUGCGUUCAGCGGAGGCGACCCGAACAUAGCCUUGUUACCUAAUGUGCUCAAAGUGUUCCUGGAAAACGGACAGACCAAAUCAUUCAAAUACGACUCCACGACCAAAGUAAAGGAUGUCGUGGCUUCGUUGCAAAACAAACUGUGCAUUAAGGCCGGCGAGCACUUUGCGUUAGUUCUCGAACAAGUCAAAAGCCUCCGCAGACAUAAACUCACGUUACUGGACCCCGAACACACUUUGGCCAGGGUCGCGUCGAGGCCAGGCUCCCAUAACCUCAGAUGUUUAUUCCGAGUGGCGUUCGUGCCCAGAGACGCUUGCGAUUUGGCUCAAAAAGAUCUGAACGCAUUUGAGUACUUGUACUUACAAUGUUGCAAUGACGUGGUUCAAGAACGCUAUGCCCCGGAACUCAAGUACGACAUAGCUCUGCGGUUAGCCGCGUUACAUAUCCACCAACAUGCUAUGGCCAACAAUAUUCCCUAUUGUAAGGUCACGGUCAAAGCUAUCGAACGGGAGUUUGGAUUAGAAAAGUUUGUGCCGGUAUCGCUCAUGGAGUCGAUGAAACGGAAGGAAUUGCGGAAGCUACUAACACAUUUGUUGAAACUCAACCAAACAAUGACGGGUACCAAUUACAAAACACUUACGGCGUUGCAGGCGAAACUUUACUACUUGACCAUAAUUUCCGAAUUGCCCAGUUACGGCGCAAAAUGUUUCUCCACCAAUGUCCGCGAUUGCAACUUGGAAACGGUGAUUCUAGUCAGCCCUAAAAUGGGAAUUAGUCAGAUCGUGGGACUGCGCAACAGUAUGCCAGUGCCUCUGGCAGAUAUUGAACAAGUAACGAUGGUAAAAGUACAAAAAGACGAUCAAAUUUCAAGUACGGUGACGUUGUAUUUACAAAACACAGUACAAAAGGAAGUCAGUUUUUGUAUGGAGGACCGCGAUACCGACGAAUUUAUACUUGUUUUAAAAGGCUAUUUUAAACUUUUGAUGACUAUGAAUUUGCCAAUCGACCGGGAAGGCGAUUUAUUACACACGGAUAGUGCACCCCAAUAUUAUUCUCAUCAUAUUGUGAAACCAUCACUUUGGAGUUAUGGCCCAUCGACCAUGAACGCCAAGGAACAAGAAAAAUUGACUAACUUUUCUUUUUGUCCAAUGUACACUCCGUUCAAACACGAAAUGCUCAAGCCCAAUGACUACGGAUCUUUGAAUAGAACAAUAUGGACUGGUAUGCAAAACGGAAAUGUAGACAACAACAUGAAUACAAUGUCUUUGAAAAAACAUCAAAACGGUCAUUUAGGGUACAAAUCGAACGGCGAUAUAAAAGAUAAAUCGGGAAUCGACGUUCAAAGCGUAGUUUCCAUGGAAAUAUUGGAAAGCGACAAUACCUUUGUAGACACCCAUAACGAAGAGGUGCUGAGGAGAGUGGCCGAGAUGCAAGAGUUGGUGGAAAACUCGGAACAAUAUCUGAACAGACAUCAGCGCGAAUCCAGCGACUCGGACGGUUCUCACAUAUCGUCCGACGGUUCGGUGUCGUUGCCGCCGCCUCCGACCAACCUGGGACAGCUGAAACACAGCGAUUCGCUACUGUUAUUAGCUCAAAAGGGCACCGAGGACAGCAUAACCGCCGCAGUCCAAGCAUUGAACUUAGGAGAUCUAGAGAGCGACACGGAGUCCAUCAACACGCCGUCGACCAGCCCUUCGCACCGCGAGCGGAAUUCCAACAGAGACUCUGACAUGAGUUUCGGGCUGCACAGUCCGGAAGGGCUGGCUGCGAGUUCGGGACACGAAGCCCUACAGGAACUGUGGAAAAACCUGCAAGAGGACAACCGGUCGUUACCCAGGAGCAGUUUGUACUUGGAACCGGACUUGAUAGACUUGACGUUGAUACCGCCACCCAUUGAAGAGGCGAAGAUCAACCAGACGAACGGUUCCAACUCCGGCAGUCAGUGCAGUCUGCCGCCGACGCUGUUCGCGGACUACGACCACCAGCAAAACUCGGAUCGAUUUUUAGAUUCUGUACUGGAUAACGGGUUCAAAAACCACACGAAUCUCAUGAGCCUGGACCUAGAGUCGUUCUUGGCCACGAUGACCAUACCGCCACCGCCGUUGCUACAGACUUCCGGUGACGGGCGGCCGGAAGAGAAGCGAUCCAACGCGGUGUUAACGUCCGAAGAGAUAUCGUCGUUCAUAAUACCACCGCCCCCUCCCAAAGCGGUGCAGGUGCCGCCAUCGGUGUCGAUGUCGACGGCCGCAGCAGACGGCGUCGCCGAACACCCGAACCCGCACCAACACCGGCGGUCGGACUCCGGUGACGAGACGGACGACCGCCGCCGCCGGAGCGUCAGCCAGACGAGGGCCCCUGCCGCCGGGACGUCAGCCAGCGCGGCCACCACGCCGGACGGACAGUGCGCGGCCACCAGCGAAAAGACGCUGCCCGGUUUCUCGUGCUGUUCAAGGCCCAGACAGCGGAGCCCGGACUCACAGCCACCGUGCUUGCCCACCCGGGCUCAGAACAUGACGCUACCCCGCGUCAAGCCCAAGGUCCCGCCCAGGGUGGACUCGACGCUGUCGACGAAACCGCCGCUGCCGCCGAUGCCGUCGCAGGAAACGCUGAUGCGGAACGGUUGCUAUUCGACCAACAGGGACGCGGUGGCUGUCAUCAACGAACUGACGGGCAGACUGAACGAGUUCGGCGAACAGUGUAACACGGCCCAAGCUCAAGGCGGUGGAACGCAUCUGGACGAGACCAAGUUCCAGGAAGCCAAGGACAUACUGUGCCAAGAAGCCAGGCAGCUGGUGACGUCCUCGAAGAUCCUGAUCCGGUGCUACAUGAACCCGAAGAGCGCCGAGUUCCAGGCGAACCUGUCGCAGUGCGUCACGCAACUGCGCCGGAUGACCGUGCUCAGCGGCAACAUGACCAGGCACACGUCGUCGCCGCUGCAGACCCGCAACCUCAUACUCAAGGUGGCCGACGUGCUGCGCACGUUCCACGGCCUGCUCGUGGACACGGACGUGUGCACGGAAACGCUCACCAGGCACGCCGAGGGCCUGGCCAACGUGCUGGCGAAACUUUUGCGCAGCCUCCGGGUGUUCUCGCCAUGA
Molecule: messenger RNA, 3786 nt
Organism: Macrosiphum euphorbiae (potato aphid)
Lineage: Eukaryota; Metazoa; Arthropoda; Insecta; Hemiptera; Aphididae
Source: the annotation of a GenBank genome assembly